Messenger RNA from Chironomus riparius, 3525 nucleotides. The record is from the annotation of a GenBank genome assembly. Lineage: Eukaryota; Metazoa; Arthropoda; Insecta; Diptera; Chironomidae.
AAAAAAAGUGAAGUUGUAUAAAAAAAAUAAAAAUUUAAAUUUUUAAUAAAAAAUAAUAUUUUAAAGCAAUAUAAAGUUAUUAUUAACUGAUUGUUUUGAAAAAUGGUGCCAGUAACAGUGAUAUUAAUUUACAUCGUUGUUGCAUCGUUUCUGGUUUAUACGUUCAGAAACAAAAAACCGUUAAAGUGGAGUGACUUUUUCCUGAAUGGAUUUCCGAUGUUAAAAGUUAUUAAAAACGAUAAUAUUUAUUGCAUUCCUGGACCUUUGAGGUUACCCUUUAUUGGAACUAAAUGGCAACAAAUAAAGAUGAAUAAACUUCAUGAAUAUUAUGCAGAUUUAAAUAAAACAUAUGGUAACAUUGUGAUGGAAAUGAACGGUAAUAUACCUGUGAUAUCAUUAUUUAAGAGAGAAGAUAUUGAGAAAGUUCUUCAGUUUAAUUCAGCUUAUCCAUUUCGACCACCAACUGAAAUUGUAUCAUUUUAUCGGCAAAAGCAUCCAGAAAGAUAUUCUUCACUUGGUCUAGUAAAUGAACAAGGACCACAAUGGGCGAAAUUACGAUCGAAACUUACACCAAAAACAUUAGAAAGUAAGCGCAUGCUUUCGACAUUCUGUCCCGAACUAAACGAAAUUUGUGAUGAAUUUAUCAAUGCGAUAAAGCAAAAAAGAAAUGCCAACAAUGUGCUAGAAAACUUUGAUGACCUUAUGAAAAUGAUGUCGCUUGAAGCAUCUUCUAGUUUGAUUCUUGGACGUCGAAUGGGAUAUUUACAGGAAUCUGGAGAGAAUAAUGAAAAUUUUAUGGAACUAGGAAAUGCAGCAAAAAAUAUUUUUGCAAUAUUCCGUGAUGCAUUUUAUGGCAAUUGCCUGUGGAAGUACUUCCCAUCAAGAAUUUACAAAGAAUAUGCCGCGAAUGAAGAGAAGAUUUACAAUAUAAUUUUAGAGAUUAUUAAGAAUACUAUCCAGAACAAUGAGUUUAUGGCUCAAGACAAGGAAAAUGAAAGUAUAUUAGUGAAAAUCUUAAAAACAGAAGGGCUUGAUAUUCGGGAUAAAAUUAGUGGUGUUAUAGAUUUUUUGACAGCAACUCAAGUAUUAUCACAUACAGCUAUUUUCUUGUUGAGUUUUAUAUCUUCAAAUGCGGAAGUGCAAGAGAAAAUAUUUCAAGAAUCUUCUCUGCUAAGUGAAAAUCCAUCUUUAGACGAACUAAACAAGGCUCAUUAUACACGUGCAGCUAUUCAAGAAAGUUUUAGGAUAUCACCUAGCGCAUUUGCAGUUGCCCGAAUUCUCGAACAAGAUUUCAAUUUGUCAGAAUAUCACGUAGAAGCUGGCAACAUUGUGCUGUGCCACAAUAUGAUUGCAUGCAACAAUGAAGAAAAUUUUGAAAAUGCAAAAGAAUUUAUUCCUGAAAGGUGGUUAAAUGAAAAUGGAGAAAUGAAUCCAAAUCAACCUACAAACUCAUCAAUCGUAGUUCCUUUUGGUUGUGGAAGACGAACAUGUCCUGGAAAGAAGUUAUCAGAGAUGGAACUCGUUAUAUUGGUGAUAAAACUUGUAAGAGAAUUUAAGAUUGAAUAUAUGUCACCAUGUGAGCAGCAAUUUGAGUUUGUAUUAGCACCUCGAGGACCAAUUAAUAUAAAGUUUGAAAAUAGGGUAUAGAUUUUUGUAAUAUAAAUUGAAUUUAUUUAAGUACAUUUAAGCAUUUAUUUAAUAAAGUUUAAAACAAUAUAUGACUAGUAAUAAUUCUUUUUUAAUAAGAUAAAGCUCGUGUGAAAACUCAUAAUUUCAAUUUAGCUGUGAAAAAAAUCAUAAUUAUAUAUUUUGAUAAUGCACACAUAUCAAAUUGCAAUUAAUUUUGUGUAAUAUAUAUUUAAUUAGCCAGAAAUAAUAAACAUUUAAAGUUGUCGAAAAAAAUACAUUUUUUUGCUCUUUAAAAUUAAAUGCUUUAAUUUGCUCUUUGAUAAUAGCGCGGAACGCCUGAGUGGGAUGUUUUUGGUCGCGAUGUCUUUAUGCGCGAAGCAAUUGGUUCUGUUAAACCAUCAAUGUUGUAGCUUAAAUAUACAUGACUCAAAUCAAUAUAAUCUUUAUCUUCUUUGGAAUGCUUUUGCUGCUCAUUUAUAUUUUUGCGCAUAUUAUUACCGGUGUAAGCUACACAUUUCAAUUGCCAUUCACCAAUUUCUUCGUUCCAAUAUGUAAAUUUAUCGAUUAAAGUUUGAUAUUCCUUUGGUAUAUAGUUAUUUAUGACAAGUUCACAUAAUGCCAAUUCUCGUGACAAACUACGAAUAUUUUCGUAUAUACCUUCCUUUUCUCUUUGCUGUUCUUGCUGCUGAUCAGCAAGUUCUGAUUUUAAGCCCAUAAGCAUUUGCAUUACCUUCUGUAAUUUUUUUGUCUUUCCAGUACAUUCUUCUUGCAAUGAAGAAUAUCUUUCUUCAAUGUCAAUUCGUUCAGCUUCAAUUUUCUGUAAUGUUUGUUGCAGUUCUUGCUCUUUUUUAUUGGUUUCCUCAAGUUCAGCAACUGAUUUUUCCAACAGUUGUUCCUGUUGAUAUGCUUUCUCUAGCAAAUUUUCACCUCCAAUAAGAAUUUUAUUUUCAAGAGAUUGCAAUUUAGCCCUUAUCAUGUCCUGUUCGGUUUGUGCAACUUUGAGAGCAUUUUCAUGUUCCUGAACUUUUUUCUCAAGCAAUUCUUUCUCUGCGUCAGACUUUUCUUUCUGCAUUUCAUCUUUUUUAGCUUUUGAUUUUCGUUUCUUAGUGCUUUUUUCCUUUUCAUUUUCUUCGAUUUCAAUAUCAGAAUUUUCAUCCUCUUCAACGUCCUCGACAUUCUCAUCGCCGUCAACUUCAACCAAAUUUGCAUCGAAAAUUCCUUCUUCUAAUUGACGUUUAAGUUCCUCGAUUUCUUGUUGGAAAUGUUUUAAAAGAGCAUCUUUUGGAUCUGAAUUAAUGUGAGUAUGAUUCUGAAUACUUUUAGCACGGCCAGCAUAGCGAAGUGUAGAAAUUGUUUCCACAUAAUUCGUGUCUGAUGGUGAAAUUGUAGCAAACAUUAAAGUUUUAGCAUUGCCGCCAAGAGAAUCUUGAAGCAAUCGAGUAAGUUUAGAGUUGCGAUAUGGAAUAUGAGAACUUUUUCCAUCAACUAAUGCACUAAUAACAUUUCCCAAGACAGACAGCGACAAAUUAAUUUUAGUUGCUUCCUUUAGUCGUAUGCCACUAGCCUGAGUUUUUUGCUGUCUUUCACUUCCAGCGAGAUCAACUAGUUGGAGUUUACCCAUCUUGACUUGUUGAUUACCAGCUUCGUCAGUAGUACUUGACUCAAUAGUAAUCGAAAAAAUCGCAUGAGAUCGUGAAGAAACGCUAUUAACCAAAGUUGAUCCAACUGCGCGAUUUUUAUUUCCCAAUUUCAUGAUGUUAUCUAAAUCAUCAGCAUUAUGGACAACAUAUCCUGAGAGAUCUUUAACGAAAACACCAAUAUCGGAUCUCUCCUUGACUUCUAAGCUUUUAUUAAUUUCUUUUCCGAGCAGGUCACGAACCUCUUCAUUAUAUAUUU